AUCUCUGUUCUCUAUGUAGUCUGAGUCUAUUGACAUUUAAUCCAUUAGUCGGCUGCUGCGCUACUUGCCUUGAGUAUUGUUUAGUUUGUCGUUUCCACAACAUCAAUGGUACCAUUUUGAGAAUAAUUACGUGUGUUAGAUUGUUUACUUUGAUUGUGGUUUUCAGUUUUAUAAUUUUUACUGCAAUUACUAGGUUUAAGCUCAUGAAAUGAGAAAAACUGAGAUUUCUAUAUGACAUACAAAAUGUUCAAUUGAGCUCAACCAUAAUUUUAACACCUGUUAAUUACAGCUUUUAGAGUGAGAUAUCGGAAUGUGUUAUUUGCAUAAGUGUAGUGAUGGUGUUUGGAAUGGCUAGUGAAAAGUGAAGUGCAGUGGUUAUUAUCCUCAAUUAGACGUCAUGCCACAAUUACAAGACAGUCCUCUUCUUUCACUAUCCCAGGUAAGACGUUUCCUGGAACUAUGAACAUACAUUUUUGCUUAGAGAUAUAAAUCACAAUAUAGCAAUAACAAAGACCAUGGCGUUAUAUACAAUGUAUGCUGUUAAACGGUUGAAUACUGCACAAUUUAAUAAAUUAGGUGCAUUGACCACAAGCUACAUAUUUUCUCUAAAAUUCAACCCAUUAAUAUCAAGGGCCCAGUCUUUUAAAGUUUUCUCUUCAGAUGAAAAUAGUUCAUUGUUGUCGAGAAUGUUGUUUAAAUCUUCAGUGAACGCUCAACUUUGCUUCAGUGAAGAUAUUAAAGUGCAAACUUCUGCUAAACGUCUUCAGAGAAGGAAAAUUUCAGAAGAAGAAGUGGAUAAUAAGAAGACACCAGGAACGUGGCAUGUUUCUGCUUAUGCAACAUCAGAGGAGUACAAUCUUGAAAAACUAAGGGAAGGAUUAAUAAAGCAAAAUCUAUAUAAACCAACAAAUACAGCGGUAGACCCAUUAACAAAUGGUGGUGCAGAUGUAAUUCAUGCUGUUGCAAAUUACCAGUUGUCUUCAGAAUUGAGGCAUAUAUACUUUUUUAGAGAAGGAUCUGUAGUAUUUUGGAAUACACCCGAACUUGAAUGCAUUAGUGUUUUAGAUUUCUUGAAACAAUACCAAUUUGGAUCAUACAAUAGGAAGUUAGUGUUAGCAGAACGAGAAAUCAUGACUUAUUCUUAUGCAUCCUCAAAUAAGAGAAGCAUCUUGGAUAAUAAUAAAUUCUGUAUCAGCUCAGGUGCAGGAGUAAAAGAGCUUGAAAUAAAUCUUGACAAGUUCACUCUCUCUAAUGCCAUGUCAUUAUCCGUGAAACUUGGUAUCUGGGAAGCGUCUUUAAAUAAGUAUAUCGAUUCUAUAGAGUAUGUAGUGGAAGAUUUAAAGAAUGGUAAAGCCUUAAGAAUUUCCCGCAAAGAGGUCACACGUAAAACUGGGGAACUGUUUGCGUUACGGCAUUCAAUCAAUCUUUCCUCAGAUCUUCUAGACGUGCCAGACUUUUACUGGGAGAAUGAUGAGCUGGAAAAUCUCUAUUUGCAACUCUGCAGUUACUUCAGUAUAUCUCGGCGCACAAGAGUGAUGAACGAAAAAUUGAAUCACUGCAUGGAACUAGUGGAACUUCUGACAUCACACCUCAGUGAUCGUCAUCAUGUUAGACUGGAGUGGAUGAUAAUAAUACUUAUCAUGAUAGAGGUUGUCAUUGAAGUUCUUCAUUCAAGACAUUAGCAAAUAACCUCCGUUUGCUACACUUUUAGCUCAUCUAUAGUUAUUUAAAGAAGGUAAACUUAUUGCAAUAGGCCUUAUGAUUAUAGUGUUUGUAAUUUUGUCUUCUUAAAACUUCUAGUAGUAACUUAUACAUUUUUAAUCACUGGUUUACAUAGCCUUGUGAUUAAAUUUAGUCUUAUACCUUAUUGCAGCUUAAUCACCAACAGAGAUUCAGAAUUUUUUAUAGUUGCCAUAAACUUUGUUGCAAAUAAAACUUUUGUGUCACUGAUAAAUUUAUGUUUUUGGUAGUCUGUUUGGACCUGUUUUAUUGAUUACUUAAUAUACAUCAAAUUCAGCAUAACUCAUUUUCUAAAAUUCUUUGAAAUAGGCUACGUAGCUAAAGCCGGACUAGAACCAAGAACUUGGGUAUCGCAUACAUUUGGUGUGAAAUAUUGAAAGCAUGUUAGGUUUGGGAAAACUAAGGACUAAGAAUUAUUUUAUACUUUUAGAAAUAAUUUUCUUUGUUCUUCCCUAAAUAUAGGCUACUUUCUAAUUGUUAAUGAUCGGUAGAAUUGCAUAAGUGGUGCCUGGUAUGUUUUAUCAGUAUAUGGUAUAUUGGUACAGUUUCAUGAAAUGUUUUUUAUGUGACUUUCAAUACAUUAUUUCAAGAAUUUAAUUUAUAACUAACUUAUAUCACCUAAAUACAAACAGCUCUCUUAAAGGUUGUUAUAAAAUUUUCAAUCUUAUGAUUAUGCUGACCAAACAUUUGUUGUGAUUGAAUAUUGAAUUAAAUAAGUUUUUUGAAGAAAUGCCUUGUAUUGCUUUUAGUUUUUAUUUGAAUAUCAGAGCUUUCCAUUAUUAGUUUGCUUAUUUCAAUUCAUUCAUUGUUUAUCUCUCCAUUAACCUUAUAUUUUCCAUUUAACAGAUAUUUAUUUGCUACACUAUUACUACUUUUUAGCUUAGUGCUUAAGACUAUUCAAAAGCAUAUAGCUUAAACAAUGAUAUUUUUUUUAAAGUUUCCAAAGUUAAUUAAACAAAUAAUUGGCUCAACAGUUAUCCAGGCUUCAAGGCAAUAAAAUAUUAUUGGGUACAUUUCAAUGUAGCCUAUUUACCUUUAUUUGCUUUUUGUUGUGGUAUAAUAUUUCUCUUAUAAGUAACUUUAUCAUGCCCUUCCCAAUUAAAAAAGUAAUUGCUUAUAUGACUAAAAUAAGUUUUUACCUCUUUGAGAUCUGUACUUUUAUUUUGUUAUUGUUUGUUAUAUUUUUGUGUUACUUCAGUCAUAAAAAUAUGUAUUUAAAAUAAACGUCGAAUUUUUAAAUUCUUAUAACAUGUUGGAACUUUAAUGGUAUUCUUUUAAUACGUUCACUACUGACGAUGGUAAACGUCUCUUUUGGUGCUCAAGUCAUGUAUAUGUAACGCCUUCCUAUCUGUUUCUCACUAAUCAAUUGGUAGCUUAGUUGACUAGCAUAUUGUCAGUCACAGGCUAGGGCUGUGAAGGUUGUACAUAAACUUACUUUUUAGUCUCAACUUAAAGAAAUAAAAUUAAAGUUUCCUCUGUGGCAAUUAAUGAGUCAUUCGAUUUUGGUUUUUAUUCUUAAUAAAACGUUUUGUUACAGAAAUUGCAUUUAAAUUGAAUAUUGUGUGUAUCAGAUUAGUCAGAAUGUUUCAAAGUUUAAUUUGAUGUAUAGUUUAAUGAAUAGUAAUGCUUAGUAGUUAUAAUUGCGAUUAUUCAAACUUAAUCAGAAAAGUUUUCUUAUAAUUUUAGAUUCAAAUAAGUUAAAUGAAAGAAUGAUUCUAAUUUAAAUUUCUAAUAAGAAUUCCUUCAUUUAACUGUGUUAAGUUUCAAUUCCACAUGAUUAUGUUUCUUAAUGGAUCUAAUUUUCUUUUCCAAAGCUUAAAAUCUAAAAAUAUGUUAUCAGUGACAUUUACAAAUAAAAUAUUUUAGUAAGUCAGUGCAAGUCAGUAUAGGUAAACAGUUGCAAAUAAGUAAUUGUAUGAUGAAAUAUUGUACAUUUACUAACCAAAAGAGUUUGUCAACUGAAAAUUCAUUUAGUGGACUAUUAUAGAAGUCGAAGUCUGUUAUAACAAAUAUAUAUAUAUAUAUAUAUAUAUAUAUAUAUAUAUAUAUAUAUAUAUAUACAUACAUGAGGAGCUACUAAUGAAUCCACUGUGAUUUUAUUAUUUGGUAUAAUAAUAGUAGAGUAAGUAUUAAAAUUGUAUAAACAUUUAAGAAAUCUCGAAUAUGAAGAUGUAUGUUACUUUUUGGGUGAUGUUUUUACUUGUUUUAAAAUUAAGCAUUUAGAAAUGUGUAUGCUUCUGUAAAAUUUUCUGAUACUAGAUAAUGUGUUUGCACAAGAUUUGUGACCUGUAAUUAUUACAUUGAUUGUCAAAACUGAAUUGUUUAACAAUGCAAGCCUUAAUGUAUUGAAAUAUUUUCUAUAUAUUAUAUUGUUACAAGAUGUACACAAGUUGUAGUUAUAUGGUAUAUAUAACUUGUACUAGAUGUUUUCUUAUAUUAUAUUUUUAAAUUUUGUAUUUUCGUAUCAAACUGAUUUCAAUUAAUUAUUAAUAAUGUUUAUGGUGUUAAAUUUAAGGUAACACUGAAAUUGUUAAUUGUAAUAUAUACAAUUUAAUUUUUGUUUUAUUUGAUUAUUAAAAAUAAAUGUUUAACAGUAAA
Messenger RNA from Homalodisca vitripennis (glassy-winged sharpshooter), 4338 nucleotides. Its product is annotated as required for meiotic nuclear division protein 1 homolog. NCBI's taxonomy places the organism in Eukaryota, Metazoa, Arthropoda, Insecta, Hemiptera, Cicadellidae. Bases 516 to 1682 code for a protein of 388 amino acids. Gene Ontology annotation, biological process: positive regulation of mitochondrial translation. The record is from RefSeq and is a predicted model, not a curated record. The transcript has a single exon.